This is a messenger RNA of Talaromyces amestolkiae, 1086 nucleotides long. RefSeq lists its product as uncharacterized. The coding region runs from base 1 to 1086 and encodes 361 amino acids. The transcript is spliced from 4 exons. The record is from RefSeq and is a predicted model, not a curated record. Gene Ontology annotation, cellular component: cytoplasm. Gene Ontology annotation, molecular function: 2-oxoglutarate-dependent dioxygenase activity. Lineage: Eukaryota; Fungi; Ascomycota; Eurotiomycetes; Eurotiales; Trichocomaceae.
AUGGCUCCCGCAGUUACGGAAACGACUGAGUCUACCAUUCCCAUCAGGGAGCAUGUUACGGCAAAGGGUCUCAAGCAGGCACCACUCAAAUACAGUGGUGCCCUCGAUGUCUAUGAGUACUUUGACCUGACGCCAACUAUUGGCCGAGAGUUUCCCACCGCCAGUAUAACAGAGAUCUUGCGUGCUCCUAAUUCGGAUGACCUUCUUCGGGAUCUUGCCUAUACCAUAUCCUCCCGCGGCGUGGUAUUUUUCAGAAAGCAAGAUGACGUUACCGACGAAGUACAAAAAGAGUUCAAUCAACGACUGGGCGAACUCGCCGGAAAGCCCAAAACAUCCGGUCUACACAUCCACCCCGUCAUCAAUUCUGGCCGUGAAAACGGUGCGAAGGAUGACGAAAUCAGCGUUAUCAGCUCUAUAGAACGUGAGAAGCUUUUGGAUUACCGCAAUGCGCGUGCCCAGAGCGCUAGAAUUGAAUGGCAUAGCGAUAUCACUUUUGAACCUAUUCCUAGUGAUUAUACCAGUCUAAGAUUGAUAACACUUCCAAAGACGGGCGGUGAUACUUUGUGGGCCUCUGGCUACGAGGUGUACGAUCGUAUUUCUCCUCCAUACCAGAAAUUCCUCGAGAGCCUCACCGCCACUUAUGCACAACCCAGAUUCGAGGAAAUCGCGAAGGAAAAGAACUUCGAGCUUCAUCCCGGACCCCGUGGCGCACCCGAGAACGUUGGUAACAUCCUUAAGGCUAUCCAUCCUGUUAUUCGUACAAAUCCAGUCACGGGAUGGAAAAGUGUCUUUGCAGUGGGGACUCACGUUCAGAAAGUGAAUGGCGUGUCCAAGGAAGAAAGCGCCCAUCUUCUUAAGUGGUUUAUUGAUCUGAUUGUUGAAAACCAUGACCUGCAAGUGCGGUUCCGCUGGCAGAAUCCUAAUGAUCUUGCCAUCUGGGAUAACAGAUCAGUGUACCAUGCCGCGACGUGGGAUCUCGAGGGCCAGGGACCUCGAGCUGGUCACCGCGUCGUCAGUCUUGGUGAGAGGCCUUAUUUCGAUCCUGAGAGUACAGGAAGACGCGAAGCAUUGUUUGGAAGUGAAUAA